Molecule: messenger RNA, 1899 nt
Organism: Penicillium longicatenatum
Lineage: Eukaryota; Fungi; Ascomycota; Eurotiomycetes; Eurotiales; Aspergillaceae
Product: putative transcription initiation factor TFIID subunit 12
Exons: 2
Coding region: 1-1899 (632 amino acids)
Biological process (GO): DNA-templated transcription initiation; RNA polymerase II preinitiation complex assembly
Cellular component (GO): SLIK (SAGA-like) complex; transcription factor TFIID complex; SAGA complex
Molecular function (GO): TBP-class protein binding; DNA binding; protein heterodimerization activity
Source: RefSeq, a predicted model, not a curated record
AUGGACGGAUCGCAAGGCCAGGCGGGUCAGCCCAUGGGUCAGCCGGCCGCGCAGCAACACUCCAAUCUUAUUCGAACCGACCAAGUGCAGAAGCUACCACACCUGAACGAAGCCCAGAAAGCCCAGCAUACCCAGCUCGUUCGCAGCUUUUGGGAGCAGCUGAACACGCGUGAUCCCCAAAGCCACGAAUACCAGAACGCCCAGAUCAAACUCUCCCAGUUGUCACAGAAUCUGAUGAAGGGUAUGCGGAUGUUUCAGCAAAAUCGUCAGCAAGCGAUCCAGCAGCAGCAACAGGCCCAGGUUCAUGCUCAAGCUCAGGCGGCCCAGGCCCAGGCUCAGGCCCAGGUAGCUGCACAGCAAGGUCAACAGGGUCAGCCAGUUCAGCGGAGCCAGUCUAAUAAUCCGCAAACUCUUAACCAGCUGCUGCCGCAGAUCCAGGCCAAGGUCAACUCUCUCAACUUUUACCUCCCACCGAACGUCACACAAGAACAAGUACAGACAUGGAUCCCCGAGGCGCGUUUGCGAUAUGGCAUUGCGCUUCAGAAGCAAGAGGUCGGACGCGCGCGGCUAGCAGAUUUACGCCAGCAAUAUUCAACACGCCAGGCGCAGGCCAAUAUGACGCAGGAGGAGGUGCAGGAGUUUAAGAAUCGGCAGCUAGCAGCAGAGAAGUUGUUUAGGGAAGGCAGUGACUUCCUCAACAAGUUCAAGGAGCAGCAAGAGAGCUUUAAGAUGCAGUCACAGCAAAAUCCCCAGAUGAGCCAACCAGGGCAGGGCACCACUGCACCGGUAACUCAGCCCGCUCCUGCUGCCCCUGCGGCGACUCAAGCGGCACCCAACCCUCAGGCAGGCAAUGCUGCCGCUGCCGCCGUAAGUGGCAUGCCCGGCCAAGCACCCACUCCGGCUCCCCACACCAUCAACUCUGCAGUGAAUGCGGCUCGGAACCAAGCGGGACAAACUGCCAUGUCACCCUCGACCUCGCAGCCUGGUCAGGCACCUUCAUCGGCUAGUGCGACUCCUGCUUUGUCAAAUGCGGCCCCUCCAGCCCAGCGGCCUCAGCAGCCUUCAUCGCAGCAGGGGACUCCAGGACCAGGAGGUCAAGUCACUUUCAGCCAAACUCCUAACCUAGAUGGCUCCACCCCGACCCCGACAAGCUCUCAGCCGGUCAACCAAGGGCCACCUCGUCCCCUGUCGCAUCAGGCAGCGAUGCAGCAAGCAGCUCAAAAUUAUAACUCUAAUCAAAAUCAGCAGCAGCAGCAACAGCCGCAACAACAACAUCAGCAGCAGCAACCGCAGCAGCAAAACAUGAACCAGGCUGCUGCCAAUCAGCAAACUCACCCGCCAGGCUACCUUGCCAACCGGUCAACUGAGGCUUCUGCCCGUAACAUCAACAUGCACAUCCCCAAAAACCUUAACGUCUCCACUCCUGAACCAGUCUCCAUGCCUCCUUCUCGCCCCUCUCUUACCGGUGGCCCCAACCAUAGUAAUAUGGGCGGUAUGAUGAGCCAACCUGCAAUUCAAAAGCACCCUGGCUAUGUCCUUGAAGGUGAAGGUCAACAUGUCCUGAGCAAGAAAAUGCUUGAUAUCCUCGUUCGCCAGGUCACUGGUGGUGGUGAAGGAGAGAUACUGACUCCUGACGCUGAAGAGUUCGUACUCUCGAUGGCCGAUGAUUUUGUCGAUGAUGUGAUCACCCAGGCUUGCCGCCUCGCCAAGUUGCGUCCAUCUUCCACUCUCGAGAUCCGUGACAUCCAGCUCGUUCUUGAGCGCAACUACAAUAUGCGUAUCUCCGGUUUCUCGACUGAUGACCUUCGCACCGUCAAAAAGCCCCAGCCCACCCAAGGCUGGCUGCAGAAGAUGACUGCCAUCCAGGCCGCCAAAGUCACUCAAGGCAGAUCUGAGUAA